Culex pipiens pallens (northern house mosquito) is the source of this 2496-nucleotide messenger RNA. RefSeq names its product exocyst complex component 6 (gene Sec15). The transcript is spliced from 2 exons. Gene Ontology annotation, cellular component: exocyst; membrane. Lineage: Eukaryota; Metazoa; Arthropoda; Insecta; Diptera; Culicidae. Bases 109 to 2397 code for a protein of 762 amino acids. Gene Ontology annotation, biological process: exocytosis; intracellular protein transport; Golgi to plasma membrane transport. The record is from RefSeq and is a predicted model, not a curated record.
GAUGUUCGCUCAGAAGUUAUCAAUUUUCUCGAUUUUCCCGAUCAAUUUUGAGUGAAAAAUCCGUGAAAAUCCUUAAAUUUUGGUGACUCAAGCGACUCCGCCGCCAAGAUGGCCAACAUUUCGAUGCAGGACAUCGAAGCGGUCGACGAUUACUGGGGGCCCACGUUCCGCACCAUUUUGGAGGGCAACUCGCACGACCAGAUCUCGGAACAGCUCGAGAGCCGGAUAAAAUCGCACGACAAGGACAUUGAGCGGAUUUGCAACCUGUACUACCAGGGCUUUAUCGAUUCGAUCCGGGAGCUGCUGCUGGUCAAGUCGCAGGCGCAAGGGUUGAACCAGGAGGUCAAGAGCUUGGACGAGGGUCUGGCGAGGGCGUCGGCUGGGGUGAUUGCGAGGGGGAAUGAGCUGGUGAAGGCCCGGAAGGUGGAGGGGAACAUUGCGGGGGCGAUCGAGGGUUUGUCGAGCUGUUUGCCGGUGUUGGAGUGUUAUUCCAAGUUGCUGCGGCAGGUUCGGGAGAAGCGGUACUAUCCGGCGCUGAAAACGCUGGAGGUGCUGGAGAAUGAGUAUUUGCCGAAGGUUUCGGGGUAUCGGUUCUCGCAGCAGAUGCGGGAGACGAUUCCGCGGUUGAAGGAGAACAUAAAGAAGUCGUCGGAGGAGGAUUUCCGGGAGUUUUUGGAGAAUAUUCGCAAGUUUUCGCCGAGGAUUGGGGAGAUUGCAAUGAAGCACACGAAGGAACUGCAGAAGCGGGACUUGGAAACGAUCAUCGCGGAGUACAAGCAGAUGGCGUUGAACGGGGAGUGCGUGGAUGAUGACGAGGAGGACGUGAACGCACAGGAUCUGAUUGAUUUUUCGCCGAUUUAUCGCUGUUUGCACAUUUACACGGUGUUGAACGAUAAGGAGUAUUUUGAGAAGGACUAUCGGAAGCAACGCCGUGACCAGGCCAAGUUGGUGCUGCAGGCUCCGCAGACGAUGCACGACAACUUGGAAGCGUACAAAACGUACAUCUAUUCGAUCGUGGGGUUCUUCGUGGUGGAAGAUCACGUCAUGAACACCGGCGGGGAGAUCGUCACCCAGACGUACUUGGACGAUUUGUGGUCUUCGUCGCUGACGCGCGCCGUCAACGUGCUGAGCAUGUCCUCGUCGUCGUGCACGGACCCGAACAUUCUGUUGCGCAUCAAGAACCUCAUCAUGUUGAGCAUCACGACGCUGAAGAACUACGGUUACACCGUGUCGCAACUGUGGGAUUUGCUGCUGGAGAUGCGCGACCACUACAACGAGGUGCUGCUGCAGCGCUGGGUCAACGAGUUCCGGGAGAUUCUGGACCGGAGUGACUUUUUGCCGCUGGAGGCGCACACCCAGGAGGAGUACGACGCCGUGCUGGAGCGGUUCCCGUUCCAUUCGGAGCAGCUGGAGGCGCAACCCUUCCCGAAGAAGUUUCCCUUCUCGCGGAUGGUGCCGGAGGUGUACCACCAGGCGAUGGAGUUUAUGUACGCGUGCAUGAAGUUCUCGGAGGAGUUGACGCUUUCGCCGAACGAGAUCGCCGCGAUGGUGCGCAAGGCGGCCAAUCUGUUGUUGACGCGCAGCUUCAGCGGCUGCCUGUCGGCCGUGUUCCGCAGUCCGAGCUUGGCGUUGAUGCAGGUCAUCCAGAUCAUCAUCGACACGCAGUAUCUGGAGAAGGCGGGCCCGUUUUUGGACAGUUUCGUGUGCAAGAUGACGGGCACGAGCCAAAGUUUGACGCAGACGCCGUCGGCCAUGUUCCAGGUGGCGCGGUCCGAGGCGGAACAGCAGGUCGCGACCAAGUUGUGCUCCAAGCUGGACGAGUUCUUCGAGGAGUUGGAGGGGUACGAUUGGUUGCUGCCGGAGAGUUACGGGCACGCGUCGCCGUUCGUCACCGACAUGAUCGCGUUUCUGCAGAGUACUUUCCAGAGUUUUUCGUACAUUUUGCCGGGGGUGGCGCAGGCGGCCUGUCGGAAGGCGUGCGAACACGUGGCCACCCGGAUCUACCGGUUGAUUCUGUCGGACGAAAUCAAGCAGAUCUCCGGCGGAGCGCUCGAUCAGAUCAACCUGGAUUUGAUGCAGUUUGAGCUGUUUGCCGCGUCGGAUCCGGUUCCGGGACUGCGCGAGGGCGAUUUGUCCAAGUACUUUGCGGAAAUUCGACAGCUGCUGGAUCUACUCAUCUCCGAGGACUGGAGCGCGUACUUGCACGACUUUGGCAAGGACGAGAACCGCUACUCGCUCGUCCAUCCGUCGACGAUCAUCGUGGUGCUGGAGAAGCUGCGCGAAGCGGACAAGAAAUCGAUGCUGUCGCUGAUGAAGUCCAAGUCCGAGCGGGACAAAAAGAAGCUGCUGGAGACGGUGCUGCGCCAGCUAAAACAGCUGGCCGAGCGACAGAACUAGGACGGAGUUUCGGACAUUGACGAAGCGUUACAGUUGAACGAUUAUUAUUGUAUUUAUUAUGCGUAUUCCAUUGAAUAAAAGUUAAAUCCCUUAAUCUUA